CAGAGCUUGGCUGCAGGAUGGGCAAAUCCUCCCCAGGAAUCCCUUCCUUUCUAUUUUCUCCAAUUUCUAGAAUUUUCUCCUUCAUCCCCAAAACAAGGGGAGAUGACAUCUUGCUUUCCCUGAGCCACCUGUGCCCCGCAACCAGCAGAGCCAUGGAUCUGGAAUACGAGCUGCCCAACGCCACCACCUUCUGGUUCUCUCCAGCUUCCCCAUUCGACAACUUCUCCGUAGAGGCCCCCACCAAUGCAUCACAGAAUGCCACAGGCCAGCACUUCGACCUAACCAGCAACGCCAUCCUCACCUUCAUCUACUUUGUGGUCUGCAUCGUAGGGCUGUGCGGCAACACGCUGGUGAUUUACGUCAUCCUUCGUUACGCCAAGAUGAAGACCAUCACCAACAUCUACAUCCUGAACCUGGCCAUUGCUGAUGAGCUGUUCAUGCUGGGACUGCCCUUCCUGGCCAUGCAGGUUGCGUUGGUACACUGGCCCUUUGGCAAAGCCAUCUGCAGGAUUGUCAUGACGGUGGAUGGGAUCAACCAGUUCACCAGCAUCUUCUGCUUGACAGUUAUGAGCGUUGACCGCUACCUGGCUGUUGUCCACCCCAUUAAGUCCGCCAAGUGGAGACGGCCCAGGACAGCCAAAAUGAUCAACGUGGCCGUUUGGGGUGUCUCCCUGUUGGUGAUCAUGCCCAUCAUGAUUUAUGCUGGAGUGCAGCAGAAUCACGGCAGGAGUAGCUGCACCAUCAUCUGGCCGGGAGAAUCAGGUGCGUGGUACACGGGCUUCAUCAUCUACGCCUUCAUCCUGGGCUUCCUGGUGCCUCUCACCAUUAUCUGCCUUUGCUACUUGUUCAUCAUUAUCAAAGUCAAGUCCUCAGGCAUCAGGGUGGGCUCCUCCAAGAGGAAAAAGUCUGAGAAGAAAGUCACCCGAAUGGUCUCCAUCGUGGUUGCUGUCUUCAUCUUCUGCUGGCUCCCCUUCUACAUCUUCAACGUCUCCUCUGUCUCUGUCCUGAUCGUGCCCACACCCGUCCUCAAGGGCAUGUUCGACUUUGUCGUGGUCCUCAGUUAUGCCAACAGCUGUGCCAACCCCAUCCUUUAUGCCUUCUUGUCUGAUAACUUCAAGAAGAGCUUUCAGAACGUCCUCUGCUUGGUGAAGGUCAGCGGCAUGGACGAUGCGGACCGAAGCGACAGCAAGCAGGACAAAUCCAGGCUCAACGAGACCACAGAAACCCAAAGGACCCUGCUCAAUGGUGACCUGCAGACAAGCAUCUGACAGGGCAGCGGGGUUGUCCUUCACUCGCUCUCCUCUCCCCACUUGCUCCCAAAAGCACUGGUAUGUAGGGAGUCGGGCAGGAGUGACAGAGAUGCACACCCUGAUGGGCCGAGUGUCCUAAGCUGGGCUGGUUCCCGAGCUGCUGGUGGGUUGGCUUUCAAGCAUUGUGAAGGAUACGGUUCAAGAGGAACUGCCUCACCAGGAACACAAAGACUGUAGGAAUCCCCACGUGGCAGCACACGUUUGAACACCAAAGUGCCGCUGUGGGCAACAGACAUUGCUGGGACAGCUCUGCUGGUUCUCCUGGUGUUCCCCAUGGGGCUGAAAUUGGCUUUGGGUGCUUUGCCCCGGAACAGUGCUCACAUCGAACUGACGGAUGGAGAAUGUGGCCUGGCUGGGCUGGGACCUGAGUGCACAGGGGGCGGCCUCGGGAGGAACUGAGACCACAGGUGCUGCACACACUGCCUGUGCUACUGCAGAGCUGUGCCAACUGGGAGCCGAGACCUGCUGGGAGCUCCCUGGCAGCACAAGCAAGCUCCUGCAGUCACGUCCUCCCCGGGGAGACAAGGGCUUACAUUCAGCCUGACUUUGUAAGUUAUUCCACUCUUCCCCCAAAGCCUCCCUGCUGCUGUCUGACUGCUUCCUUUGCAGAGAGCUGUCCUGCAUGGAGGAGGCACAGCAGGACAGAGGCAGCCUCCCCGAGGACACAGCCCUCUCCAGCACUUUUGGGUCCCUCCGUGCUUCUCUUCUGCCUCCGCCAGCCCCACAGCCUCCCCGCUGCAGCAGAGCCCCUGCCCUCCUCCCUCCCAUAACAUCACCUUCUCACAGAUUUUCUCUACAGAUGGAGGAUUUUCCCCCUUUUUCCUUCAUUUCUUCUCAGAUCUGUUCACAUCAGCCUCAGGCUGAUCUCCUGAGUGAGCCAUGGCCGGGCUGGCUGAGCAGCCACUGUACAAUCCAGUAGGAAAUUCUUGGAAGCAUUUACUCAGCAGUAGCAUUGGGGUUUGGAGUACAGCUGUGCAGUUGCUGCUCAUCCUGCUGCUGACGGCCAAGUGAGAUGUGGGCUUGUCCUGUCCCUGUGGUGGCACAGAGGAUCACCAGGGCCGGAGCUGCCAUGAGGGAACAUCGCCUGCUUACCAAGAACACCUCCCUGCUCUGACCAGGCAAAUCAUAAAAAAGGAAGGAGUGAUGGAGAAGAUGGCUGACAGGAAGUCGGGGUGCAACGGGGCUUGACCCUCAUCUGAGCCAGAAGGACUGGGCGGAGCAGAGGAUCCUGAGCUGGAGAAGAAGCCUCUGAGGUGCAUGGAGUCCCCGGGCUGUCUCUUCUAUGGGAUGGCUGCAGCUGCUCAUGUCUCCACUCCCUGUUGCUAACAGCAAGGCUGUGACCACUGCAAGCCACCCCUGUCACUGCUGGGGUGCACGUCCUGCAGGUAACUGCAGAGGGGGGACAGCAUUUUCCCCAGGGGCUUCCAGCACAAAACCAGCAGGAAGAGCAGAGAAGAGCAUCCAGACCCCAGUGCCUCUCCUGUAGCCAACGUGGGAGAGCCUGCGUCCCCCUGGUCCCAACCCUGCCAGGGCUGUGCAGAGGGGAGAUCAUCACCAAGGCACAGGCAAAGAGCGCAGCAGACCUCAAAGUCGACCUUGCCAUCACUACAUCUGAAAAAGCAAACUGCUGCUUUCUGACCUGAGGACACGUCUACCCUUCCCUGUCAGCCUGCAACCCCAGCUGCACACUGCUCGUGUCAGAUUUCAUCCUGCUGUUUGCUCCAGGACCAGGACAGCAAAACCCAGGAGCACCAAGGACGUGGCUCCAGCUGGGACCAGGGGGCCUGACUGGAUCUGUGCCCUGACCAGGAGGAGACAAGGGAUGCAAAGUCCAAGUACCCCACACUGUACUGCAUGGUCAGGAGGGAAGGGGUGGGUGGUUGUACAUAUGUGUAUAUAGCAGACAUGCCAGCAGAAGGUUUUAUUGUCCCUGAUGCUGUAGAGACACUCUGCACUCCUCUGUUUUGCUGUGCACCCCACAAGCAGCGUGCAGGAGCAGUCAGACCCAGCUCUUUGGGUGCCCUUCACUAUCCAUGUGGGGCUGGCUGUGGCAUGCAUGAGCCUGGAAGCAACUGCUGUGCUGACAGGCAACUAAAGCACUUGAGCAGGGCAAGGGGAGAAGAGCUUAGGCUGCUGCUAAGUGAUGAGUCCUUCCUAGCCAAGCUGGGGUUCCUCAAGCAGCACUGUGCCACAUUGCCAUGUUCUGUACAUACACCCCUCUGUAUCUGUAUCUGUGCUCUGUAUAGUGUGUGUGGGUCUGGUGUAAGACAUUGUGACUGGAACAUGAUGGAGAGCACUUCUGCCUGAAGCCUUUCUCUCUGUAGCAAUAUGAUGUUUCUUGGUGUCAGUGUGGAACUGAGCCUUCUUACAGCAAAGGCUCCCGGCUGUCUGUGUCACUGGGAUGGAAAUGUGGAUGGGGGUGGGAGGAAAGUAAACAAAUUUUCCUACCA
Molecule: messenger RNA, 3760 nt
Organism: Lagopus leucura (white-tailed ptarmigan)
Lineage: Eukaryota; Metazoa; Chordata; Aves; Galliformes; Phasianidae
Gene: SSTR2
Product: somatostatin receptor 2
Exons: 2
Coding region: 18-1268 (416 amino acids)
Biological process (GO): neuropeptide signaling pathway; cellular response to glucocorticoid stimulus; cellular response to estradiol stimulus
Cellular component (GO): membrane; neuron projection
Molecular function (GO): somatostatin receptor activity; neuropeptide binding
Source: RefSeq, a predicted model, not a curated record